Messenger RNA from Triplophysa dalaica, 1037 nucleotides. RefSeq lists its product as uncharacterized. The record is from RefSeq and is a predicted model, not a curated record. NCBI's taxonomy places the organism in Eukaryota, Metazoa, Chordata, Actinopteri, Cypriniformes, Nemacheilidae. Bases 260 to 763 code for a protein of 167 amino acids. The transcript is spliced from 3 exons. Gene Ontology annotation, molecular function: protein-disulfide reductase activity.
ACACAAAAUCUCACGUGUGCGCUAUCAUUAGUUCCAAAUAAUACCGGUGAUCAAAUUCCUACAAUAACCAUUCGAAUUUCAUAAUAAAUAGAUUAUAUAUAGUUCACAUAUGUGCUCCGAAAUAAAAAUAAAAAACUCGCAUCACAGUUACCUAAACGUGUUGUUGUGUAAGCAUGACCUCAGCGAGUGAGCCAACAGCCAUCGGAUCAUCGCAGAUGAAGUGCAACUUGAUGUGAUUUAGCAAAUUAUUUGAAAGAAGAUGAGUGUCCUGACCGCGUUUGUUGGAUCUUUACGUUAUAUCGGUUUCAGAGCGAGUGUUUUUAGUUCACGCAGACUGUUGUGCACUCUUCCGGGAGAAGAAAGCUCCAGUAAUGCAGUACGGGUACUGUACGAUGGAGGAUGCCCGAUAUGCGUCAAAGAAAUCGUCUUUCUUCAGUUUCUUCAGAGAAACAGAACAGAUAAAGUAGACUUUGUGGACAUCUCACUGACAGAGUACGAUGAGAGCAGAUUUGAAGGAGUCAGUUAUGAGACGGCAAUGGUGGAAAUGACGGUGAUUGACGAGAAUAACAAGAUCCACCGUGGUGUGCCAGCAUUCGCAGUGAUGUACAGUGCAGUUGGCAUGGGUUGGCUCGGCAGACUGAUCUCUUCCCCCAUCAUCAGACCUUUAAUGGACCGAGCCUACGGAGUAUUUGCAAGAAAUAGACUCAGGUGGACUGGCAGAGAAAAUUGCACCACAGGACGCUGUGUUAAAAAAGAAGAAUAAGACUUUGAGCAUUGGUGGUGACAUUGUUUUUGUUAACCUUUAAUUGUUUGCAUUUGAUAUUUACAGGACUUUAAAGCUGAAUGUAUGUCUAGUAAACCGUUUACUCCAUCAGAAAUUGCACGAUGUAUGGACCAUUUUGAUUUGGGGGCAGUUUUGUCGUAUAACCAUAGUAAAGCAUGUUAUAAAUGAUGUAAACUCAUGAUUUCAAAACAAAGAUUAGUGCAUGACGUAUUUCACAUGGGAGAAGAAGAUUAAUAAAUGCUUUUUUUAUGUA